AACCGGGGGCGUGGCUACAAGCCUUUCUUUCAUUGGCCCAGUUGUUUGGGGGCUGCCAGGUCUUCGUGCGCAGAAGCGGAAGUUGCGUGAACGCGGAACUCGUGCGCCGUCUUUCGUCCUAGGGAGGCUGCAGUCGCCGUCAUGGUCCGGAAGCUUAAGUUCCACGAGCAGAAGCUGUUGAAGCAGGUGGACUUCCUGAACUGGGAGGUGACUGACCAAAACCUGCAUGAGCUGCGCGUGUUACGGCGUUAUCGGUUGCAGCGACGUGAGGACUACACGCGUUACAACCAGCUCAGCCGGUCUGUGCGCGAGCUGGCACGGCGCCUGCGCGACCUGCCCGAGCGCGACCCGUUUCGCGUGCGCUCCUCUGCCGCGCUGCUGGAUAAACUGUAUGCUCUCGGCCUGGUGCCCACGCGUACGUCGCUCGAGCUCUGCGACUUUGUCACGGCCUCGUCCUUCUGUCGCCGCCGCCUGCCCACCGUGCUCCUUAAGCUGCGCAUGGCGCAGCACCUCCAGGCUGCCGUGGCUUUCGUGGAGCAGGGCCACGUGCGCGUGGGCCCCGACGUGGUCACCGACCCGGCCUUUCUUGUCACCCGCAGUAUGGAGGACUUCGUUACUUGGGUUGACUCGUCCAAGAUCAAACGGCACGUGCUGGAAUACAAUGAGGAGCGAGAUGACUUUGACCUGGAAGCCUAACGGGUCUUCCCCCGCCACUGCUGCAUUUCAUAGGUUAGGAAGCUGAGACCAGAUGCUGGAGAUUGUGUAAAGGCGCUUUUCCCCAAGACUGUGCCAGCCAGUCGAAGGACAUUCGAAGCCGAAGGGUACGCCCCUGUUUUCCACGAAAUUUUCUUAACCCUUGGACUAUUGAUGGUUAGGUUAAAAGACUGCCUUGAAACAAGGGGAAGCGUUUUUGUGCUGCACUGGGAAUCAUUAGGUUCUUGUUCCUUUAACACUAGUGUGAAAGCAAAAACUUUGCACCCCACUCCCGUUUUCCCCUUAUCCCCUAGCAGGACAGUUUGGUUCAUUUAAUUCUAGUUCUUGCUACUGUUCAUGACUAAGCUGUGUACCAAUGGCAGAGAAUUUUGUCUUUAAGUUUUCACAAAAUGGAUGAGACUUUAGUGUUCGGUAUCCCGUUUCUUGUUUAAAAGAAUGCUUUUUUAAUGCCAAUAAAUGGUCCAACUGCUUUGUAAGUGCAAA
Pteronotus mesoamericanus is the source of this 1197-nucleotide messenger RNA. It is a transcript of the gene IMP3, whose product is annotated as IMP U3 small nucleolar ribonucleoprotein 3. NCBI's taxonomy places the organism in Eukaryota, Metazoa, Chordata, Mammalia, Chiroptera, Mormoopidae. The record is from RefSeq and is a predicted model, not a curated record. Gene Ontology annotation, cellular component: small ribosomal subunit; Mpp10 complex; small-subunit processome. The transcript has a single exon. Bases 142 to 696 code for a protein of 184 amino acids. Gene Ontology annotation, biological process: rRNA processing; ribosomal small subunit biogenesis. Gene Ontology annotation, molecular function: snoRNA binding; structural constituent of ribosome; rRNA binding.